CUCAGCGGACUGUGGUGUUUUCCUGCAGGUUAGCGCGGCUCUGCGGACUCUCUGCCGGGUCUCUGCUGGUUCUUUGUCUCUGCCGGGUCUCUGCCGGGUCUCUGCUGGUUCGCGGAGUCUCGGUUUCAUGUUGGACCAACUUGUUGAGAGUUUUUUCCACUUUGCUGAACCCGGCAGUGAGUCUGUGAGGGCACACACAGCGAGCAGGACUCUCCAGCUCCAGGAAAGGACUUUGCGUCGCCGUGGACUCCAGCUGCUGCCUGUGGAGCAGAACCUGCGGGUGUAGUCGCAGACAGAGAGGAGCAGCAGGAGGAGCAGCAGGAGGAGAAAGUUUCUGUCCUUCACUCGCGCUGCUGGAGGAGCCUGACGCCGCUGCAGGAUGUCGGACUCUGCGUCCAGUUUCCUUCACAUCGGGGACAUCGUGUCGCUGUACGCGGAGGGUUCAGUGAACGGCUUCAUCAGCACGCUGGGGUUGGUAGAUGACCGCUGUGUGGUCGAACCAGCUGCUGGAGAUUUGGAGAAUCCUCCAAAGAAGUUCAGAGAUUGCCUGUUUAAGGUGUGUCCCAUGAGCCGGUACUCGGCUCAGAAACAGUUCUGGAAAGCCAAACAAGCCAAACAUGAGAAGGACAAGAUCGCUGAUGUGGUUCUGCUGCAGAAACUACAGCAUGCGUCCAACCUGGAACAGAAACAGAACGAGACAGAAAACAAGAAAGUCCACGGAGACGUGGUCAAAUAUGGAACUGUCAUGCAGUUGCUCCAUAUGAAGAGUAAUAAAUACCUGACAGUGAACAAGCGUCUGCCGGCUCUGUUGGAGAAGAACGCCAUGCGGGUCACUCUGGACGGGACGGGGAACGAAGGCUCCUGGCUCUUCAUCCAGCCGUUCUGGAAGCUCCGCGCCAACGGAGACAAUGUGGUUGUGGGAGACAAAGUGAUCCUGAACCCGGUGAACGCUGGUCAGCCGCUUCACGCUUCAAACUACGAACUGACCGACCAUCCAGGCUGCAAAGAGGUGAACUCUGUGAACUGCAACACCAGCUGGAAGAUCAACCUGUUCAUGAUGUUCAGUGACCACAGAGAGGAAGUCCUCAAAGGAGGCGAUGUCGUGCGUUUGUUUCACGCCGAGCAGGAAAAGUUUCUGACCUGCGACGAGUACAAGAGCAAACUGCACGUUUUCCUCCGAACCACACUGAGACAGUCGGCAACAUCAGCAACCAGCUCCAACGCCCUGUGGGAGGUCGAGGUUGUCCAUCAUGACCCAUGUCGUGGGGGGGCGGGACACUGGAACAGUCUCUACCGCUUCAAACACCUGGCCACCGGGAACUACCUGGCUGCUGAGGAGAACCCAGGCUAUAAAGGAGACAACGCAGAGCCGUCAUCCUCAGUGGACAGUAGUCGUACCAACAAGCGUUACCACGGUGAGAGGAUUAAGUACAAGUUGGUGGCAGUGGCUCAUGGGAACGACAUCGCCUCGCUGUUCGAGCUUGACCCGACCACGCUGCAGAAGACCGACUCGUUCGUGCCACGAAACUCGUACGUACGACUGAGACAUCUGUGUACCAACACCUGGAUCCAGAGCACCAACGUCCCCAUCGAUAUAGACGAGGAGAGACCCAUCAGACUCAUGUUAGGAACGUGUCCCACUAAAGAGGAUAAGGAGGCGUUCGCCAUCGUCUCUGUUCCUGUGAUGGAGAUCAGAGAUCUGGACUUUGCCAAUGAUGCCAGCGCCAUGUUGAGCACCGUGGUGGACCAGUUCAGCCAGGGCUUCAUCAGCCAGAACGACCGCCGGUUUGCCAUCAAGCUGCUUGAGGACGUGGUUUUCUUUGUGGCUGAUGUCAUCAAUAGCGGUCAGCCAGUCUUGGAUGUAGCUAUGACCAAAGCCAACCGAGAGAGACAGAAACUGAUGAGAGAACAGAACAUCCUCAAACAGAUCUUUGGCAUCCUGAAGGCUCCCUUUAAGGAACGGGGUGGAGGGGAGGGUCCUCUGCUGCGUCUGGAGGAGCUGGCGGACCAGAAGAACUCUCCCUACCAGUACAUGUUCAGACUCUGUUACAGAGUCCUCCGGCACUCCCAGGAAGACUACCGCAAGAACCAGGAGCAUAUAGCAAAGCAGUUUGGUGUGAUGCAGAGUCAGAUUGGUUAUGACAUCCUGGCUGAGGACACCAUCACUGCCCUGCUGCACAACAACCGGAAAUUGCUGGAGAAACACAUCACCAAGACUGAAGUGGAGACCUUUGUCAGUCUGGUCCGCAAGAACCGAGAGCCCAGGUUUCUGGACUACCUGUCAGACCUGUGUGUGUCCAACAAUGUGGCCAUUCCCGUCACUCAGGAGCUCAUCUGUAAAUGUGUGCUGGACCCUAAAAACCAGGACAUCCUCAUAAAGACAGAACGACGUGUUCCCAGAGAAGCCCCCCCUGGUGGUGUUCAGGGAGAAUACAUGGGCAUGGAUGACUAUGGAGAUGAGGAUGAGGUGUGGCUGGUGUGGACAGACAAGACCAAUGAGAGACAAGAGAAGAGCAUCAGACAACUGGCUCAGGAGGCAAGACAAGGAAACGCUCACGAUGAGAACGUCCUAACCUACUACCGGUAUCAGCUGAAACUCUUUGCGCGAAUGUGUUUGGAUCGUCAGUAUCUGGCCAUAGACGAGAUCUCCAAGCAGUUGGACAUUGAGCUCAUCUUUCUCUGUAUGAUGGACGAGACACUGCCAUUUGACCUCCGGGCCUCCUUCUGUCGCCUCAUGCUCCAUGCUCAUGUAGACCGAGACCCACAGGAGCUGGUGACGCCGGUGAAGUUUGCUCGCCUCUGGACUGAGAUCCCCACCUCCAUCACCAUCAAAGAUUAUGAUUCCAACAUGGAUGACAGCAGAGACAACAAAAAGAACCGUUUCUCCAACACAAUGGUGUUUAUGGAGGAGUAUCUCAACAAUGUCCUGAACGAUGAACUGCCGUUCCACAAUGAAGAGAAAAACAAACUCACGUAUGAGGUGGUGAGUUUGGCCAGGCAUUUGAUUUACUUUGGUUUCUACAGUUUCUUUGAGCUGCUCAGACUCACCAGAACCCUGUUAGGCAUCAUUGACUGUCGACCCAAUCCUGGAUACACUGGGCUCUUAUUCCAUGAUGAUGGAUCAGGGAAGAAUGUGAAACGCUCCAUACAUGGAAUGGGUCAGAUGAUGUCCACCAUGGUCCUUAAUAGGAAGCAGUCCAUAUUUGGAGGUCCAGGAGCCAGAGGGGCAGGGCUGGGUGCGGGGCUUGUGCUUGACGGACAGAGGGGUAGUAAAGAUAGUAUCGACAAGAUGGACCUAACAGUGAUGGACACCAAGCUGAAGAUACUGGAGAUAUUACAGUUCAUCCUGAACGUUCGUCUCGACUACCGCCUCUCCUUCCUGCUCUCUGUGUUUAAGAAGGAGUUUGUGGAUGUUUAUCCCAUGGCUGACGCCGACGCCACCACUAAUUUGGAGCAUGCAGCCACCAUCAACCUGCAGCACAUUGGCGAGCAGGCAGAGGCUAUGUUUGGAGUCGGUAAGGGGAACAGUAUCCUAGAGGUGGAUGAUGAAGGCGGUCGUAUGUUCCUACGGGUGCUGACCCACCUCACCAUGCAUGACUACCCUCCUCUGGUUUCUGGAGCCCUGCAGCUGCUCUUCAGACACUUCAGCCAGAGACAGGAAGUGCUGCACACCUUCAAACAGGUCCAGUUGCUGAUCUCGGCUCAGGAUGUGGAGAACUACAAGCUGAUCAAGGCAGAUCUGGAUCGCCUCCGAACAUUGGUGGAGAAAUCUGAACUGUGGGUGGAGAAGAAGAGCUCAGGUGGAGGGGACGGGAAGAAAGACAAGAAAGACAAGAAGGACAAAUUAGAGGGGGCUUCAGAGGACGUGACACCCAAGAAGGAGAAACUGGAGAAGGGCAACGAGAACUACCAGAAAGUCAAAGAGAUCCUGGAGAGGUUGAAUAAGAUGUGCAGCAGUGGAGUUUGGAAGAAGCAGCAGAGGUUGUUGAAGAACAUGGGAGCUCAUAAAGUCAUGCUGGACCUGCUGCAGGUGUCCUACGACCAGAAUGACGUGAAGAUGCAGGAGAUCAUCAGGUACACUCAUCUGUUCCUACAGAAGUUCUGUAUGGGGAACCAGGAGAACCAGGCUCUGCUGCACAAGAACCUCAAUCUGUUCCUCAACCCUGGGCUGCUGGAGGCCGAGACGGUGCAGCACAUCUUCAGCAACAACUACCAGCUGUGCAGCGAGAUCUCAGAGAGCGUCCUGCAGCACUUCAUCCACUGCCUGGCCACGCACGGCCGCCACGUCCAGUACCUCAACUUCCUCCACACCAUCAUCAAGGCCGAGGGCAAGUACGUCAAGAAGUGUCAGGACAUGAUCAUGACUGAGUUAACCAACGCUGGCGAGGACGUCGUCGUCUUUUACAACGACAAGACCUCCUUCAACGUCAUGCUGGAGUUAAUGGCAGAGAGCAGGGAGGGCGUCGGCGAGAGCAGCCCGCUCAGGUAUCACAUCUCUCUGGUGGAGCUGUUAGCAGCCUGCGCUGAGGGCAAGAACGUUUACACUGAGAUCAAAUGUACCUCGCUGCUGCCUCUGGAGGACGUGGUCCGAGUGGUGACCCACGAGGACUGCAUCACUGAGGUGAAAGUGGCCUAUGUGAACUUUGUGAAUCACUGUUACGUGGACACGGAGGUGGAGAUGAAGGAAAUCUACACGUCGAACCACAUCUGGAAGCUGUUUGAAGACUUCACAGUGGACAUGGCGAGGGUUUGUAAUAAACGAGAGAAGCGUCUUUCUGAUCCCAUCUUGGAGAAAUACAUCAUCAACGUGGUCUUUGACACCAUCAACGCCUUCUUCAGCUCCCCUUUCUCUGAAAACAGCACCUCUCUGCAGACUCAUCACACCAUCGUGACUCAUCUGCUUCAGUCCUCCGUCAGACUGCUGGACUGUCCCUGGCUGCAGCAGCAGCACCGCGGACAGGUGGAGACCUGCAUCAAGACCCUCGCUAUGACAGCUAAGAGCCGGUCUAUCGCUCUUCCUCUGGACCUGGAGGCUCAGAUCAGCUCCAUGUUGUCCACCUCUGCGCUCAACUCCCUGUCCCGCAGCAACCCGAACUACAAGUCCUCCUCCCGUUCCUCCAGACCCAUCGCUCCCAGCAACCCCUGGGACUACAAGAACAUCAUCGAGAAACUGCAGGACAUCAUCAACACUCUGGAGGAGCGUCUGAAGCCGCUGGUGAACGCUGAGCUCUCGGUGUUGGUGGACGUCCUCCACCAGCCGGAGCUGCUGUUUCUGGAAGGAACCGACGCCCGACAGCGCUGCGAGUCCGGAGGAUUCAUCUCCAAGCUGAUCCAGCACACGAAGGCUUUGAUGUCCACCGAGGAGAAGUUGUGUAUCAAAGUCCUGAGAACUCUGCAGGAGAUGCUGAUCAGGACUCUGGACUUUGAUGAAAAGGGAAUUUCACUGCGGAAGGUUUUGCUGCAGAACUACUUGUACCCAAACAAGAAGAACAACGCGAAGAACGACCUGGCUGAGCUCGGAGCUGCAGGCGGCGAGCAGGAGCGGGACUGGGCAGCGGUGGCGGCGGUUCAGUGUCGUCUGGACAGAGAAGGAGGAACAAAGCUGUUCACUGAUCUGGUGAUGAGCACCAAGAAUGACAAGAUCUUCCAGGAGAGCAUCCAGCUGGCCAUCUGUCUGCUGGAGGGAGGAAACACUGAGAUCCAGAACUCUUUCUACAAACUGAUGAUGGGCGACAACAAGUCAGAGAAGUUCUUUAAGGUUCUUCAUGACCGGAUGAAAGAAGCUCAGACCGACAUUAAAGCCACAGUGUCUGUUAAUGUCGGAGAGAUGACGCACAAGGCCAACGAGAAGGAGCUGGAGAACGGUGGCUCUUCAGCAUUAGUGCUUCCUGGUACAGGAAGUCACCCGAUGUUGGUCCAGGGCCAGUCCAUCGCCCCGGUAACGGGCGCCUCCGCCCUGCCGGUUCAGCCAGUGGCAGAGCAGAGGGAGGUGGACAUGGAGAUGGGACCAGCUGUCACCAUCAUGAAGCCGAUUCUGAGGUUCCUACAGCUGCUCUGUGAGAACCACAACCAGGACCUCCAGAACUUCCUGCGUUGCCAGAACAAUAAGACCAACUACAACCUGGUGUGUGAGACUCUUCAGUUCCUGGACAUCAUGUGUGGAAGCACCACUGGAGGUCUGGGCCUGCUGGGCCUCUACAUCAACGAAUCAAACGUCCACCUGAUCACUCAGACCCUGGAGACCCUCACAGAGUACUGCCAGGGCCCCUGCCAGGAGAACCAGACGUGUAUCGUGACCCACGAGUCCAACGGCAUCGACAUCAUCACAGCUCUGAUCCUGAACGACAUCAGUCCUCUGUGUCGGUAUCAGAUGGAGAUGGUUCUCCAGCUGAAGGACAACGCCUCCAAGCUGCUGUUGGCACUGAUGGAGAGUCGGCAUGACAGCGAGAACGCAGAGAGGAUCCUGUUCAACCUCCGACCACGAGAGCUGGUGGAAGUGAUAAAGAAGGCCUACCAACAGGAAAGUGAGUGUGAGGAGGUGGAGGUCUCUCCCCGUGAGGUGGGACACAACAUCUACAUCCUGGCUCAGCAGCUGGCCAGACACAACAAGGUCCUGCAGAACCUCCUGAAACCACCAAAGAAGAGUAAAGAGGGAGACGAGGGAAUCUCCUCCAUGUUGAACCUGAACAACCGUCCUCUGUCCCAGAUGUUGAAGUCUUCAGCUCCAGCUGCUGUAGUGGAACAGGACCCACUGGAGUACUACGACCAGCUGACCUCACAGAUAGAGAUAGUUCGUGAGGACCGCAGCAUGGAGCAGAUUGUGUUUCCUGUUCAUCCCAUCUGUGAGUUUCUGACCGAGGAGUCAAAGUUCAGAGUCUUCAACACCACCGAGCAGGACGAGCAGGGGUCAAAGGUCACGCACUUCUUCGAACAGACCUCCUUCCUGCACGGAGAGAUGGAGUGGCAGAAGAAGCUGAGGAGUAUGCCGGUGUUGUACUGGUUCUCCAGGCGGAUGUCUCUGUGGGGAACCAUCUCCUUCAACCUCGCCGUCUUCAUCAACCUCAUCAUCGCCUUCUUCUACCCCUACGCCUCAGGACAAGUGGGAGCCAUCGAUGACUCCCUGUUGUUGAUGCUGUUCUGGAUCCUGACCGGUCUCUCCGUGCUGGGUCUGUUCUCUCAGCGUUACGGCCUCCAGCCUCUGACCGUCGCUCUGAUACUCAGAUCCAUCUACCACCUGGGCAUCGGCAACACGCUCAUACUGCUGGGAUCGCUCAAUCUCAUCAACAAGGUGGUGUUUGUCGUGAGCUUCGUGGGCAACAACGGGACGUUUAUUAUGGGAUACAAGGCCAUGGUGAUGGAUGUGGAGUUCCUGUACCACCUGGCCUACGUCCUGACCUCCACCCUGGGACUGUUCGUCCACGAGCUCUUCUACAGCAUCCUGCUGUUUGACCUCAUCUACCGGGAGGAGACUCUGUUCAACGUGAUUAAGAGCGUCACUCGGAACGGUCGCUCCAUCCUGCUGACGGCGCUGCUCGCUCUCAUCCUCGUCUACCUCUUCUCCAUCGUCGGCUUCCUCUGCCUGAAGGAGGAUUUCAUCAUGGAGGUCGACCCGCUGCCGCAGAUCGCCGCAGCUCCUCCGCAGAGUGAAGCCUCUCAGGAUUUCCUCAAGUCGUGCUCUGCAGACGGAGUCAGCUGCACGGCGGCGAGCGACGCCGCCACCGAGGAGGAAGAGGAGGACAACGCUGAGCGAGCUUGCGACACCCUGCUGAUGUGCAUCGUUACUGUGCUGAAUCACGGACUGAGGAACGGAGGAGGAGUCGGAGACGUUCUCCGCAAGCCGUCCAAGAACGAGCCGCUGUUUCCAGCCCGGGUGGUGUACGACCUGUUGUUCUACUUCAUCGUCAUCAUCAUCGUCCUCAACCUGAUCUUCGGCGUCAUCAUCGACACGUUUGCCGACCUGAGGAGUGAGAAACAGAAGAAAGAGGAGAUACUGAAGACCACGUGUUUUAUCUGCGGUCUGGAGAGAGACAAGUUUGACAAUAAGACGGUGUCGUUCGAAGAGCACAUCAAACUGGAGCACAACAUCUGGAACUACCUGUACUUCAUUGUUCUGGUGCGCGAGAAGAACAAGACGGACUACACGGGACCCGAGAGCUACGUGGCUCACAUGAUCAAGAACAACAACUUGGACUGGUUUCCACGGAUGCAGGCGAUGUCUCUGGUGGUAACCGACGGCGACGGGGAGCAGAACGAGAUGAGGAUGUUACAGGACAAACUGGCAGCGACGAUGAAGGUGGUGACGACGCUGACCACUCAGCUGACGGAGCUGAAAGAGCAGAUGACCGAGCAGAGGAAGAGGAGGCAGAGGAUGGGAUUUGUUGACGUCCAGGCAGGAGCGAGUGCUGCGCUGCCGCCCAGCGCCGCAGGAGGAAACCACCAGAUCUACAAAACAUAAAGAGACAGCUGAUUAUCAGACAUGUGACACACAUCUGGAAACCUACAGCUGGACUGAUGGACCGCCCCAAAGGAGAAAAACACUAGAAUAUAUAAACAGAAACCUGAUAUGUCUCUCACUGAAAGCACAAGAAAGAUUUAUUAUUUUACUUUCUAUGUCUGGCUGAUGAUUCACUGACGGACACAGUGGCCACUAUCACUGUAUACACUUAAAAGACAUGUUGAUAGCAUCUCAGCUAAGCUAAGUGUGGUUCAUCUUUUGAUUCACUGAAAUGAACAAAUAUUCAACAUUGUAGAUUAAAUGUCUGAUGUCACUUUCUGAAUGCUUCAGGUCCAGAUGUGGCUGUUUGAAGCAGGAAUGACCAUGUGAUUGAUUUUGCGUUGAGCCAACGUCAGCUUGUAUUUUUAGUAGAAGCUAUCAUUAGCAGCAGAUAUUAUCGGAUGUAUUUUCUGGUUGACGCUUUGUUCGGAUUAGCUGAACUACUUUCAAGCCACAUUUUCACCCUGACUCAGAUCACAGAAGGAGUUUGGACCAGUUCAGUCCAGAUUCCUCCCUCUAAAAGGGUUGGCAAAGGAUUCUGGUCCCUGGCACCUUAGUUUCUGCACAGACAGAAUUUGAACACUUUAUUAUUGAUAAAUUUUGUUCCAAGAUGAAGCAGAACUGAAAUUGGAGAUUUGUGAUGCAGCCAUGAAGCCUCGACAGAGUCCAGCAAUCAUGGGUUUUUGUGGAUCCGCCUGGAAGUCACUGAUACUCCAAGUUCCCACGACAGAUUACCAAGACAUUCUGCCUUAGGCCUUUAUAUUGACAAAUACUUGAGAGAAUUUCCAAAAAUCAGCAUCAUUAUUGGCACAAAUACUCAAAAUUGCAGCUGAAUUUGGAUUAAUUUUGAUUAACUGAUGUAAUUUAUGGUUUAGAAUAAACAGCCCAAGUGUUUUGGGUUUUAGUGAAAAAACAAAUGUUACACAAAUUGAAAAUGGCUGCAGAGAAAACCGAAGAAUCACAGACUUUCUGGAGGACUGCAAGAUUUUACUUUGUUCAGUGUCAUAGAAAAAUGCUAAAAUGUGAGUGUGUAUAAGUGAGUGUAUGUUCAGAGAAUAACCAGGCAUCAACACACUUUAUUUCAUCAUUUUAAGAGAAUGUACAUAGAGACUGACAUGCAGCAUUUCUUUGCUGAUGAUAGAAUUAAAUAUUUCAGUAAUAUCUUUGGUUGAAUGUAAAGUGAGUUGAACCCAGUGUGGUUUUUUCUUUGUAAAUCUGGGGAAUUGUAGUUUUACGUGAUAUGUAUUAUUAUUAUUAUUAUUAUUAAGGUUUAACAGUGACAUAUUUAAGAAGAGAGCAGCUGCUGUUUGUUUUUAACACUGUAACUAGCUCAGUACAUACACUGGAUUAUAAGUGAACUGCUUUUAGCAAAGUUUGUGAACAGGUAUUUACAUCUUUUCCAGACGGGUACACACAGAGUGGGGAGGAGGACAAUGUAAUGAAGACCACGCAUCUUCAAAAUAAAAUAAA
This is a messenger RNA of Chelmon rostratus (copperband butterflyfish), 9964 nucleotides long. RefSeq names its product inositol 1,4,5-trisphosphate receptor, type 3 (gene itpr3). The record is from RefSeq and is a predicted model, not a curated record. Gene Ontology annotation, biological process: calcium ion transmembrane transport. NCBI's taxonomy places the organism in Eukaryota, Metazoa, Chordata, Actinopteri, Chaetodontiformes, Chaetodontidae. Gene Ontology annotation, cellular component: endoplasmic reticulum; membrane. The coding region runs from base 380 to 8455 and encodes 2691 amino acids. The transcript is spliced from 60 exons. Gene Ontology annotation, molecular function: inositol 1,4,5 trisphosphate binding; inositol 1,4,5-trisphosphate-gated calcium channel activity.